Symbiodinium necroappetens is the source of this 702-nucleotide messenger RNA. Lineage: Eukaryota; Dinophyceae; Suessiales; Symbiodiniaceae. The record is from the annotation of a GenBank genome assembly.
AUGGACUCGCUCGACGCCAGCGAACAUGGAUGGGCAAGAGUCCGAACAUGGACGCGCAGCGUCCGACGACGACAUCCCGCAGGCAUCUUUGCUUGUGACUACUUGUUCUUGCCGUUGCACCAUGAAGCCGAGCGCCACUGGUCUUUGGCAGUGGUUUGCAGGCCCUGGGCGGCCGUGAACAUCGGUCAGGAUGUCCACACGACCACUACUGUGGCAUUUCUGGAUUCUCUGCGUUCACCCAGCAGCGAAAAGCAUGAGGCAGUUGUUCUGCACAAGUUGAAGAGCUAUCUCAGAUCCGAAUGGCAAGAUUGCACUCCGCUGUCGACUUCAUUUGACGAGGGUCGCAUUCAGGCGGUGGCAAUCGAUGUCCCACAGCAGCAAAAUUCGUCUGACUGUGGCAUCUAUGUGUUAGAAUUCAUGCUGCAGCUGCUGUGUCAUCCUGGAAAGCUCGCGUCUUUGGGCAGAGAUCCUUUGGCUGUGGAGUUGCAGGUUGGCAAGGCUCCACGGCAGCGCUGGCGUCAAGCUGGUGCCAGUUAUCGCAGCCUGAAGCAGGCAGCUGCAGGUGGUUCUGCAUCCUUUGACGAAGUUGGGGCCUUCGUUCCAUCAAGAAGAAGGAAUGGAGAGACGGAUGGCCUUUUGCAAGGAGUCGUGGAUGGAGAUGCUCCUUGUGCGCUAGGCUUUGCCAGGGGCAUGGCAUGCUAG